Messenger RNA from Alternaria ventricosa, 1884 nucleotides. RefSeq lists its product as uncharacterized. The transcript has 3 exons. NCBI's taxonomy places the organism in Eukaryota, Fungi, Ascomycota, Dothideomycetes, Pleosporales, Pleosporaceae. Bases 1 to 1884 code for a protein of 627 amino acids. The record is from RefSeq and is a predicted model, not a curated record.
AUGGCGUCCGCAAAGCCCUAUAUGGGCCCCGUCUCUCUCGGAUACUCCAAGUAUGCUGCUCCGCACUUGAAGAAGGCAGCUUUGGCCACGUCCAUCAACCCCUCCGCAUCUAUCGCUGUUACCCCAGCCGUGGAUAACACCAUCGCCACCAAGGAGCAGAUCACUGCCUUCAACACCGGCGACUCCCAUGUGGCCCUCAAAGACGCUCACCACAACGCUGACGCAGACAGUGGCGCUCACGUGGCAGCUCAGAACAACCCAGAUGCGCAGCUCGCCAUCUCCCAAGGCAAUGCGUUGAAGGAACAAGUCGCCAAGCACGCCAAAAAGUUCAUCAGGACUGUCUCGACCACGGUCACCAAUACGCGCCGACUGCUGCAGCUGAUCCGGGAAGAGUCACCGGAUGCGACCAAUCCGACUGUCGAAGCCCUGUGGAAUGAGCUGGAGGCGCUCUUUGCUGCGGCAAAUGACGCUAAGGAGAAGCUGCCUGUGUUCCUCGAGAAGCAGCGUGACAACAUGAGCUUGUACCACAGCUCAAUGGUGAAUGAGGCCAUCAAGGAUUCGCAAGACGAACUCAACAUCCAGCACAAGAAGGUCAAUAUCCAGCACAACCUCAUUCUCGAGCACCAAGAGGCAUUCCUUGCGCACAAGGAGCAGACUGGCGAGAAGCUGAAGGAGAUCGAUGCCCUCCAGGAGCGCGUCUCUCGUCUGACGCUCGAGAAGGGCAACUUCCGCACCGAGAUCGACAACUACGCGCACCUGCUAGAGCAAGCACGCUCUACAAAGGAGGAAGAUCUUCGCAAAGUCGACGCCCUCGAGAAGGAGCUGGAGACUCUCGUGGAGUCCAAGAAGCAGCUCCUUGCAGAAGCCGACACCCUCCGCAAAGCGCUCCAAGACCUUCAAGCUAAGACAAAGGCCGACGAUCAGGCGACAACAGAUCGCUUCACCGCUGAGCUAAAGUCGACUGCCGACCUCCUCGCGAAGGAGACCCAGAAGAAUACGGCUCUGAACACCAUGAUCAGCCAGUUGAAGGGAGGCGAGAGCACUGCUAGACUCGAGGCCGAAAAGGCAAAGAAGGAAAACAAGAGUCUGAACGAGCGCUACAACAACCAGGCAUCUGAGCACGGGAAGGCAUUCGCGAAACUCAACGAGCAGACCAAGCAAGUUGAAGGCCUGAAGAUCGACCUUGGUAGUAGCCAGAAGGAGAACGCCGAGCUGAAGCAGCGUCUCGUCAAACUCGCCGACCUCGAGUCCCAGGUUACCGAACUCAUGCGAGCAAAGUCGACUCUUUCCGAACAAGUCAGCACCCUCGGCGCCGAUUUGGACGCCAGCAAGAAGGAAGAAGCCAAGACCAAGACCCAAGUGGAGGGGCUUCUGAAGAAGCUUGAAGGUCUUGACGAUGAGGUUGACCAGCUAGAAUCGGAGAACACUAACCUUCUCGCCAAGCAGAAAGAGUAUAGGAUGACCGCACAGACCUGCGAGUCCCUCAAGGAGGAGAACGCCAAACUUAAGGCAGAAGUCGACGAGCUCAAGACCUCCAAGAGCCCCACUUUUGCUGUUGGCGGCUCUCCGUCUUUGAUGAACGAGGAGAAAGCACGUGCUCGGGAGGCCAAGAUUGGAGAGCUCGAGAAGACCGUGCUAGAAUGGACUGAGCUAGCGAAGCGUUCCUACAGCGAGUACAAGGAGAUGCUUCCCACCUACAAGAAGGCCGAUCAGUACCGCCAGGAGGUCGUCGACAGGGACGAAGUCAUCAGGGGUCUGGAGCUCGAGCUUGCCCAAGCUAAGGUCUCCAAGACUACUAAUGGUGUUGGAGCUGCUGCCCCUAGCAGCGAUGCUCUCUACUGGAAGAACAAGUAUGAGGCUGUUCUGCUUGCCGUUGACAACUAG